AGCAGGAGAGCAGUGACUCGCUGGUCCACCUGAGCCCACUGGACAGUGGGACCUAGCUUCUCACAGCGGCUGAGGCAUCAUAGGGUCCAGUCCAUGCCUCCCAGCCUUUCUUUAGUCAGAUCAGCUCUUGUGCCGCAGCAUGUGGCACCUCGCUGUGGCAAAACGGGUGUUGGGGUGAAGGGAACAGACCUGCCUUAUGCUUAUCUCAAAAAAGCUGCUGUUAUGUUAGCUGACUGCCCAAAUGAGGUGUGGUGCUGAUGCUGUUUCCAGCUUAAAGUUGUUCAUUUUUUUUCUAAAAAACUUUCCUAGGUAGACAAGGAUUUUGUUUUUAAACUUGGAUAGGUUGAAGUGAUUGGUUCACUCAUGGAUUUUCUUGUAAUGUAUGCUACAGUGGCUGUAACCAUUGCUUCAUGCAUCACAUAGCUGAAGCCUCCAGAGAUCGUCGAGUCCAACCUGCUUCUCCAAGUAUAAAAUUCAGAUUAGGCACCUGCAAGUUUGUAAUGCCAUGUGAGGGAUCACUUGAAAUGAUUUUUCAGGAGGUUCCAAGGUGCGUUGAGAAAAAGAGCAGCUGAGACAUUACGCAGUGCCACCAAGGACGCUGCAGCUGAAGACAAGGGACACCAGGGGACAGCCACUACAUAGCAAUAAAAGUCUGCCUCUAAACUUCCCAUCUGCUUCCUGAGAGUGUUUGGGUGGUGCGAGGCUAGAACAAGCUCCAAGCAGAAGGCAGCUGCACCUUGGACCUAGUGGGAGAGUCCUCAGCCUGACAGAGCAAACAGAGUGCCCUGAGCUGUGAGGCAGAUGUGCUGAGGAUGGUCCGUUUGAGCAAGGCCAUUUAAAAAUGUGUUAGCUCUUCCCAUUCCUGCCCAGGUUGUUCACACAAUCUCUUUCCUCUUUGAUUCCCAGCCCAGGGCCUCCGAGCCCCAGCAGGGAAAGGGCACUCCUGCAAACACCAGCCAGGAUUCCCGUGGGUUUGGAGCAUGAACAGGGAGAAGGGGUUUACCAGCAGAAUUGUCUGGGCACUGCUGCCCCUAAUACUGCCUCAGGAGCCCCUGUCUCUCCCACCCUGCAUGUAGCCUGUAUGAGGGCCCGGAGCAUCCGGCACGCUCUCUGGUGUCCCAGCUCAGCUCCACAAUACAAAUGUGGUGGGUUGCAAUAAUGCAAGACAUGAGCAAGCUUUGGACGAAGGGUACAGAUGAGGGAAAUAGGAAUGCAUAUACCCAGGAAUGUAUUGCAAGUCUAGUACUAUUGAUGCCCAACAAGGAGACAAAAACUCUCCUAUAAAGUAUUUCCAAAGAACUUUUACGGUGUCCCAGCCCAGUGGUCAGUAUAGUGGUAUGGAAAACACCCUGUAACACAUUUAUUUGCAUUGUGGCUGCUCUCACUUGGGCCAAGUUGAAAGGUUUGUAUCCCUACGGUGUCUAAAGGAGAGCUCACCAAGACCCGCCCCACAGCCACUCUGCAGGAAAGCAGGGAUCCUACUUGUGCCUUUCAAUCAGUGCAGAGCGUGCUGCUGAACAUCUGGUAGCUGGUGGGGUUUUUUUUUUCACUUAAGAUGACCGUAAUUAACAUAUGAAACACUUUAAAGCACUUACUUUGCAUUAGCCGUGAAUUACAGUCAUUGUUAUGAGGGCAUGUCCUGUAGUUAGCCUUAGAUGACAGGCAUAAUUCAAAAACUAUUUGUUGUCUACUGUGUGACUUCACCAUGAAACGGGACAGAGUGAAUGUAGAACUGUGAAAAGAAAGUAAAUAGCAAUUAGUGGAAUGACUACAAACUGAAGGUAGGUACUUCUUCUCUGCAUUUUGCAGCCCUUUCAAGGAGGUUUUGAACAAAUAUUUUAGCCCCCCACUGCAGUGGGCAGUUGUCACUACAACUUUCCCUGCAGUCAUUGCAUUUGGAGGCUGUGAUUUUGGCCAUACUGCAGCAGUACAAAAUGAAGCAAUGAGCAUUUCAGCAUGGGCACAGUGCUGGGCUGACAGGACUAUAGGGGCAGCAGCUAGAAAAUUCUACAACAUCCCCUGCUUUAGAACAAUAAAAGGAUUUUUGCAUCAGUAAAAUUCAAUAUUAGCUGCUGUAAGAAGUGUAUUUGCUCACUUCCAGGUUUGGUUAUUCAUUGCCAGUAGAGAGCGUGGUAGGGUCUUAAUUCCUGCUAGCAUUAUUAUGGAUGGCAUGUAAAGUGUAAAUUAAGAAUAAUAUAUUAGAGAGCUUAACCUGGGUAGGGGAUGAAAAUUUUAUCUGCUUUCUGGAGUCUGAUCUUCAGUCAAAAUCAGAUUGUCAAUAAUUGGUAUACCAAUGUGGAGGAUGCCAAGUAUUUGUAGUGAGGUUAUGGAGCUACUACACCCUGAAAACUAGAUAGUUUUUCAAAUUUGUUUUUCACAUUGGUAGUAAUGGUCAGAAUAAUGCACUCCCAUGAGACAUCAUGUAAGGAGCUAAGUACACUCUGGCAGUUAGUGGGUAUGAAUAUAUGAAACCAAUACAUUUGAGGAUAUAUGGAAAUUUAAUUCAUCCCUGAUGAGAACUGACAGAGGAAAAAUGUUUUGAAUUCCAUAACUGUAGAUGUUUCCUUGGCUGCCAGUAGUCUUCAGUAACAAAGCUGGCAAAAGUGAUAGUGCUAGAAUACAACCAAAAGCUUCAUUUUGGAAGUCAAAGUUUCCAAGAGCUUUUCCUUGUAAUGUCACAACACAGCAGUACUUACAAGCAGCAUUUAAUGCUGUAUUUCAUAAGUGCAAUCCACUUCUACACAGAACAGAGAAAUGGAUAUAUAACGUUUGUAGUAAAAAAAUAAAAAAUGAAGAGAAAAGAAAAGCAAUGCAAAAAGAUGGUCUUGGAUGCUUCCAGUACAAAUCUUUCAUUGUGUGCCUCAGUACUGGGAUUUAGUGGUGGGAGUGAUGGUUCUGGCAUAUUGACAGAAAACAGGUAUAUAGGAUGAAAAAAUAGUUUCAUUUUUCCACUUUCUGGAUGACUCUCUAGCAAUUUCCAUGCUGUGUUGUCCAAAGUGGUGGUGUCAUUACAGGACAAGAGUCAACACCUGAUUAAGAAAAUUAUUGCUAUGGGCAAAUCUGAUUUCCUGUCUGUCAAUUCUCACCCUUUGCAGCUACUUAUAUUUUCCUCUGGGAUGAAAAUUCCCAUGUUUCAGCCUUCAUGUGGCUUUUUGCAAGUCUGAGCAAGAAUGUCAGCUCCUUUGGUUUUGCUAUCAGGGGAAGAACGUUUUGCUUCUCCUGCAUGGUACAAGCACUUGCUUAGAUCAGAAGUGACCGAAAGGAGCAAUUUGAAACUGCUGGGGUCUAUCCUUCCUAGAGCAGCAGAGAAAGAAACGAGUCAAGCUGAAAUAAAAGAGAUUAUUCAGCUCGAAGUGCUUUGUAUUAUGAGCAAUAUUUUGUCUGAUUACAUUGGAUUUUUCUGCACAUGUUCUUGUAGGUUCUGACCAUAAGGCAGUCUAAGAGGCCUAGGCGUGUAAAGAUGCAGACACUUCAUUUCAGGAUUCUCCAAGUUAUUUAUAUUCUGGGUGUGUGGUGGGAGAGCAAGCCUCUCAUUCAUUUCAAGAGGUGCAGUAGCGAAGUCCAGGAAGAAAUGAGGCCAAUUGUGAAGAUACUGAGCUAAACACAAAGGGUGUAUGAAUAUCUGGAAGUGUUGGAUUGCAAUGGUUUCAGUGAUGUGUCACUCCACAGGACUGAAGUGGGGUGCUCAUACUUUGCCAUACAUUCACCAACUGUUUGUCAGGCAGACCAAACCUCCUCUGAGUGUACCAAGAAGCUGGAAUUCAUCUCAUCACACAUUUGCCACCUUAAUGUUAAGAGUCUUAUUGGAAAUGCUAAUCUAUGUACCUGCAAGCAAUAGAGAGGGAUAGGCAUCUCAAGCAGGUGGCUCAGCUAAUCCUGAAACGGAGUUUAAGGCAGGAAGGAUAAAUUGCCCUCCAGAGAUAUCUUCAUCUUGUCUUUGACUAUAGAAGGAGCCUACACAGCAAGUUUAGACUAGAAGCUUAAAACAGAGCUUGUUAAAGGUUAGUAGGAAGAUUCCCACCAAACAGUAAUGGUAAGAACUAUUCUGCAUGCCCAUCUAUAAAGCUUGCUCCAUUUUGAAUCCAGUGGCUUUAAUAUUCGGAUCAAAAUUGUACUUUGCAUACCUGAUGCUGUAACUCUGGGCAGAAUUCCUGAGUGUACAUGAUUAUGAAGAGUAGGUGGAACAAUGGAUGAUGAAAGCGUGGCCUUCAACCCCAGCUCUUCCAGGAUCUCUUUGUAUGACUGGAGAAGACACUUCACCUCUCUGCCCCUCAGCUUCUCCAUCUAUAGAAGAAGCAUCUGAAAAACUCCCAGAGCAGUUUUUCACCUCACUGGUGUUGAAUUGUUGAGAAGCUCUUCUGCUCCUUGUAGGGCACCAGAAGACGCUUUUCUCAACUGCCCCCUGAACCUGUGUACACAACUUAGUGGUGGUUUGGACAUCCUAGGAAAUUACAUCGGAGUGCCAGACAUGAUCAUCUGUUACCCUGUCCUGAUGCCCAGACUGACUGACUGCUGUGUUCUUUACAACCUACAAGAAAAUAUGCCUUGCUCAAUCCAGCUCAAGAUUUCUUUGUCUGAAGAGAGCAAGUGCAGACAACCUACUUAUAAAGAUGACAGAGGCAGGUAAACAGGUAUGAAGGAAAAUCUCCUUUUAUCUGUGAGGCCAUAUAUUUUCCACAAAGGUUUCUCUCACCUUGCACUACCUGUCUGAUUAUUAAUUUAGGAAAAGAACUCACACAUACAUUCUUGAGAUUCAGUUAUUCUAUACCUUUAGUUAAAACUGUCAUCAAAGAGGAUUUCUGCUUGGGGACAAAUAUUUCUGUUUAUUUCCUAAACUAUUCCAUUGGAUCUGUUGAUUUCUGAAUUCUAAAUUCCUCAUCAUGGUGGUACCACGUCAGCCUGAAAAUAAAUUUGUGUAGGAGUGACUCUGAACCACAGCAGCUCCUUUUAUUACUCCAAGUUCUGCUUGGGUCAUAGAGACUCCACUAUUGUGAAUAAGGAAUUCUUACCUUGCACAAGUUUUGACAGAGAAAAAAUUACUCAGUUUGAUAGGUUUUCAGGGCCAUCACAUUCAGAAAUUCAGUUAUGUCACUCAUGUAGGUAUGUGCUCCUUUGGAGAUAGAGAAGUGUUGCCUGUGUAUGAGGAAUGUCCCCGUUUGAUGGAGCAGGAGGGGUGUCAUGCCCGGCAGCCUGUCCAAAAAGGAUUAGUGGUGGUGUCUGUGUGAAUGCUGCCCAUCAUCUCUCACUGCAAGCAUUGCUGGGCUGGGUGUCAGCUGCAUAGCUGGUGGGAUCUGGAAAGGAAGAUAGGAAGUCUCCCCAUGUGGGACAGAGAAGCCUCAAAUGCCGCAUAAGCAUUUUUCAGCCCUUGCUGGGGUGAGCAGGGGUCACUCAAUGUCAGUUUUUUUCCUUUUAUCAUCUUGUGGGUAGGUGAGUCAGCACAGUUGUGGUGUUUAUGAUUACAGAUCAAAAAUCCUGAGACUUGCAAUAAGUAUUUAAGGAAUAGCAUACUUGUUAUAGAAUUUCACGGUAAUUUUUUUGCAAACAUGCAUACAUAAGCACAUGCUCAUUUUUAUUCCACGUAUGAACUGGUGAAUGUGCACUGUUUGAAUUCAAUGGAGCUUUGUUAUAUUCACCUCUGAUCCUACAUUAAGUUCUACCCAAGUCUGUAUCUAUCCAAGCUUCCUGAAGUAGAUGUCUAAUAAAGCAAAAGAGGCAGACACUCUCCAUCUUCUACCCCCUCACUGUCACCUUCAUUUUCUGAGGCACGGUAAAUCAAGGCUUUUCUUGUGCUGAUGAUUAAGUACUCUGUUUUAUUCCAGAAAUUGAUAUUGAUCUUAAUGAGAAAAAUCUAUUUGAAAUGCACACAGCAGAUAUGGAAUGUAUCAUGCCCUUAAAAUCAGUCUUCUGCUCUAAGACAGGCAUCUGGGUGGAGCAGGGGAGGCAUUCUGGUUGAUUUGGGUUUUUUUUCCAUGACCCUUCCCUUGUUAGCGCAAUAUUAAUACUCAUUAUUUGUUAUGAGCAUUAGCUGCUGCAGCAAAACCCAGCCAAGGGUAGGACAGAUGUUCACAUAAGCUAUUCUCUGGCUAACAGAAGCAUAAGAUGUGCUAGUUGUCAUAGGAUUUAUUAGUGUGAACACAUUCUUCUAUAUUGAGUACAAGUAAUUUACUACAAAAAGGGAAAAUAGAAAUAUCACGUGUAGUAAAUAGCUGAAAAGCAGGUUACUUCCAGUGGCACUCUGCUGAGAGUUCCCGUCAUAUUCUGUCCUUUCUCCAACAUGCACACCAAAUCCUGCUAUCUUAAUAUGCAUUACUUCCAGCAGAGUUUGAUUCAUCAUAUUUUAUUACACCUGUUAAAAGACAGCUCAAUCUUUAUAGUGGAUGAACUUUUGUAAUUACUCUGUAUUUACAUUGUAUUUGUGGGUAAAUUAUAUUGUGCUUGUGAGUUUUGACAGCUAAUUACCACUAAUUCAUAAAAUGACAUGUCUAAAAUGCUUGAUAUUCAAUUGUUUACAUGAUAUAUUUUGCUUAUCUUGUAUUUACAUGGUAAUUGCUCCAGACAUGUGGUUACAGUGCCAGUUGUGUGAGCUUAGGCACAAAUAAAAGUCUCAGAAAGUAAAGAUAUGAUUUAGUUAUCCCAGGCAAUGGAGAAAAAUAAACAUUUUAGUUUGGUUGUAGGUAUAAUAAGGGUCUCAGAGAAAAAAUAUGCCUUCAUAUGAAAACUACAGCUAGAAAUAGUUGUCACUGAGGCCCUGAGGAAUGUAAUUGCAGUAUCACAACAGUGGCUGUAUUAUUAUAUGGGUAACCAAAAAAAUGUCCAUAUGUGCUGUCAGCUCAGUGACUGUCUGGCAUUGAUCUAUCAGUUCCCAUGGCUUCCACUACCAGCAGCAAAGUUCCAGCAAUAAAAGCAGUAAUUCUCUUUGUCAUGUGAUUUUUCAGGAGCUAUGGACAGGAUUUAGCUUGAUAUUUUUGUUGAAAUCACAGCACAGGGCCUGAAACCCACAAGCAUUCACCUUAAGACUGCAAUGGUAGCGUGCAUCCAGUUCAAAUACAAACUCAUACCUCAGAUCUACUGCAGUGUUCUUGGAACCUCUGAGAAUUCCCGUGGCAAACUGAGUGUGCAUCAAGCCACCUCGGAAGUCAGAGGUCAGAUAUCUGAACAUCUCUUCAUCAGUGGGAUUUGCACCCAGGACUUCUGCAGGAAGUGUUUUCUCAUACUAAACAGGAGCCUGUCCUUGUCCUUUAGGGUGUUGUACACCAUGUUGGCUGUCAGUAAUUCAUUUCUCCUGUGCUUGCAGCAAGGACACUGGCCAGAUGGCAGUCCCACGCUCACAGUCCCCAGCAGCAGCCGCAUGCCACCAGCCCAGCACUUUUCACCAACAAGAGACGUUUUUCAGCAUGAGACAACAAUGAACAGGAGGAAACCUAAAAGCUUUUUGCUGCUCUGUUGAAUAUGGGAUUAUAAAAAAAUUCAACCUGGAGCAUCUCUGUCCCUUGUUCAAAUGGGUGACUUCUGAACCUGGAACUAUUCAUUACCUGAAGCAGCAACUUCUUUCACUGUGCAUCCUAGAGGGAAAAAUGAAUUUCACAAAUUGCACCACUGAAGCCAAUGUGGCUGUGAAGCCAAAAACAGUAACUGAAAAGAUGCUUGUUACCCUGACCUUGGCCACAAUCACAACCUUGACUAUGCUGCUGAAUUCUGCUGUAAUUGCAGCAAUCUCUACAACCAAAAAGCUCCACCAGCCGGCAAAUUAUUUAAUAUGUUCACUAGCUGUGACAGAUCUCCUUGUUGCUGUUCUCGUCAUGCCCUUGAGCAUCACUUACAUAAUGAUAGAUAAAUGGACUUUGGGAUACUUCAUCUGUGAGAUCUGGCUUAGCGUCGACAUGACCUGUUGCACGUGUUCAAUCCUUCAUCUGUGUGUCAUUGCUCUGGACAGGUACUGGGCAAUCACAGAUGCUAUUGAAUAUGCCAGAAAAAGAACGGCAAAAAGGGCUGGUCUGAUGAUAGUUACAGUGUGGACGAUCUCCAUUUUCAUAUCAAUGCCCCCUUUGUUUUGGAGAAAUCGCCACAGCAUCAGUAUUCCCAGUGAGUGUCGCAUUCAGCAUGAUCAUGUCAUCUACACCAUUUAUUCAACAUUCGGAGCAUUUUACAUCCCCUUGACUUUGAUCCUGAUCCUGUACUACAGAAUUUACCAUGCUGCAAAGAGCCUUUACCAAAAGCGGGGCUCAAGCCGCCACCUCAGCAACAGGAGCACUGACAGCCAAAACUCCUUUGCCAGCUGCAGGCUCACACAGACAUUCUGUGUCUCAGACUUCUCCACGUCUGACCCAACCACGGAGUUUGAUAAAAUCAAUGCAUCCGUGAGGAUCCCUCCUUUUGAGAAUGACCUGGACCUGGCUGGCGACCGGCAGCAGAUCUCCACAACACGGGAACGAAAGGCUGCUCGCAUUCUGGGCCUGAUUUUAGGUGCUUUCAUUUUGUCCUGGUUGCCCUUUUUCAUCAAGGAGCUGCUUGUGGGCCUCCACGUUUGCACUGUCUCUCCAGAAGUAGCGGACUUCUUGACCUGGCUGGGAUAUGUCAACUCUCUUAUCAACCCUUUGCUGUACACUAGCUUUAAUGAAGAUUUCAAGCUGGCCUUUAGAAAGCUCAUCAGGUGUCGAGAACAUACUUAAAAGUGCUGGGAGAUGAUGACAUGACUCCUGGCCUUAAGAACGAGCAAAAUAACUUGACUCUGUCACCGUUUCCCUUGAUAAAGGGGAUUUUUGUGUUUGCCUAUUUGCUUGAAUUAUCUUUAGCCUCUAAUUCAUUUUGCCGUUUUUUACCUCUAGUGUUAUUCAUGAUAAAGAGUUUGGAAUUUAAAAUUUAUUCUACAACAGAACAGAUUUUUUUUCAAUGAAAAAAACAAACAAAAAAGAAACUAUCAGAUACUCAUGUUUAAGAACUUUUGUGUAAUCAAUUAUUUGAGAAGCAAACAAUGAUAUUCACUUUUAUACUUUUUUCAUUUAAGAAACAAAUGUUAAAUUAUUGUGGACUGUUGUAAUAUAAAGGCUUAUAAACUGAACCCCAUAAAUACAUGUUAAAAAACUAAUAAACACUUUGUGGUCCUGACAGCUACACAGCAAAUCUUUACUGUAGCAUUCUGAAAAAAAUUGUAACAGUGAUCUAGAAGGAAAAUAACACCAUUACAGCCUGGUUUAAGGCAGAACAAGCCAUUCCUUUCUUCAGGAAUAAACUCCCAAAACAAAGCUCGGUUCACUCGAUCUAGAAGUCGAUCAUACUUCUAGAUUUGUACUCCCUUUGUACUCCGUACAUUUGUACUCCAAAGUAAUUAAAGUGGCUUUUUUUCUGUAAGCUUCUUGAUUUAUGUUCAAAGUGUUGGACAAACACCUGUGCAGUUCUUUGGGGAAUUAAGAGGACACAACUAGCAAACAUCACACUUGUGAGACCAGCUGCAUAGCCGACUGGUCGUGUUUUUAAUAUCCCUAAACAUAUUUUUUCAGGACUCAGGUCUUGUGCCUUGGUCAGUUCUGAGGUGGCAUUAUUCACCUUUGCCACACUUCACCUGGGCCUUGUGGAUUGAUUGAUCUUACCCCACUAACUGAAAAUAAUUAGAUAAUUGUUUAAAAUAGCAGUCUGCACAUCUGCCUUAUUGUCAUCCUACAAUUUGCAAUGGCAUUCUUGUCAUCAUAACCUACGAUCGGAGAUUUCUUGUUCUGGAAGUCCUUCACGGGGAGUUUCUGUCUAUCUCUUAAGACAAGGAAAGUGAGUCCUUCAUAUCCCGUCUUCUGUGUUUAUGGAAGUUAAAAAGUCCUGGCUCAGAUAUUGUGGAAAUCAAGCUGGGAAGGGACAAAAUCAAAGCUGAGAAUCUGGUAUUGUCCAGGAACUACUCCUAAGCACUGUUUAAAUGUUAAUUACUUGCCUUGUGUCAUAAUUCUCUUCCCUGUCCCUCUUCCUGGACAAAUCCUUUUUGAAUUAUACCGGUAUACCAUAUAGAAAAUAUCACAUACAUCAACCUGACAUGCAAUAACAGUGAACUAUAGCAUGGCAGCUCCAAAUCCGUCAAACUAAAUAUUAGAGGUAGAAAAAGUGUUGUAACAACACUGGAAACCAUCUCUGAAAAAUGUUUUGAAAAUUUACAAGGUGGCAAUCAUUUGUCUUAUCGAGAGAUUCAAGGAACUCUGAGUAACGUGUGGAUGAAAACUCCGGAUGGAUCUGAGAAAUUCUUAUUCCUUAUUCCUUAUUUCUGAGCAAAAGCGUUUGGUUGGACAGAUGCAGUGCCACAGGCUGAGUGUAAAUCAAGUCUGAAGAUGACAAAAGUGUGACCUACCCCCAUGCUGUGGGGUUCUGCUUUUAGGAGGUUUGUUCACAGCUGCCCUUCUGAAGCUGUUGUCACAGCUCCCUCCUCCAGCUGCCUUUGGGUUCCCUACCAGCUAACAUUAAUAUCUUAAAAAAGGGGGAAAAAAAUCUCAGCUACUGAAUAUGUCUUCUAGUGAGGAAGCACAAAUAUCCAUUAUGUUUUGUUUUUUUCUUUUUGGGGCUUGUUGGAGGUGGAAUCUGUUGAUUCAACCUGGGGAAGGCUGGCCAGACCUUGCAGUUCUAUAAAACAUUGAAAGUGGCUCCUCAGAGUUCAUACACUAUUAGGAAAAAAAAUAGCCAGGAAUUAAAAUUAAAAUAAGUAAUUGUAAGUGGGACGAACCCCACAGCUGGGUGCUGCUGCUGGCAUAUGGCGUGCAGUCACAUUUCUCAUGCAAAAGUUAUGGCUCAGUUAACUCUGUCACCUCUACUGAUGCUUAUUUAAAUCCAGAAGUAUGGCUGAAGGACCAGAAAUGGUGAACAUGACCUCACAGCAGCUGUUGUAUACAGCUAGAAAAGUUUCAGAGACUGGUAUGAAAGCUGUAAAAUACAGGAGCUGCAUCAUCUUCAUUUCUACUAAUCUCUUUUUUUAGUAUCUUAUCUCCGCUAUUAACACUCAAAACUAACAAUCAGGUUAAAAACUGUAUUCAAUUUUAAUAUUUAGAGGUGAUUAACAAGAAAAAAACAGAUGGAUGGCUAAUUUUCGUGCUUCCCUGUUAAAUAAAGACUCACCAUUCACUGCCAGCUGACUACUGCUUUUCUAAUUAAGUCAUUAGCUAAACACAGACUUAUGUUUUCCAACAAAUGCCACUAGACUGAUGAAGAUGUCCUGUACAUUUUCCCCAUGCUGAGACUCAAAGUCAGGAACAAUUUCAAGGACUGUUUAUUUAAAAAAAUUUAACUUGAUCAGAAAUUACCUGUCGUUUUACGGAAAUAAAAAUUUGCUGGUCUGGUACCGUUGUUUGGCAACUUCAUUUUUUUCCUGUAUUAAAUAUUCACUUAUUUUACAAAGUGUUUAGAGACAUUUUCUAAAUUGUGACUUCUUGUCCAUGGUUACUCCUCAUUCAUAUCUCUCCUGGAUCAGGCCCAGGCACACCACGCUCUUCCCUGCAAGCUCUUAAUGAUACAUACAAAGCCUUCAGCCUAUACCCAUCUUCCUUAGCCUCUCUAAAACACCUUUCCUCCUCAAAGACUUAUUUUCCCUAAUGCUCUCCUUGCAAGGUUGUCUUCCUACCUUUCUUCCUAUAUUUCUCAAAAUGAUUUUCCUCCCCUCUCUACAGCAGGGUUCAUACAGACCUGCCUAUUCAUGACCUUCUCAUCACUUCUCUGAGUGCUAUUUCCUCCUGCCUUUGGGUUUCUGACUCCUUAUAAUCCUUAAAUUUAUCAUGGUCCUACUAGAGCAAGUCUCUACUCCCUGCCCCUGUCUCAGUGCUGUUAUCAAGAUUCCCAUAACUGUGGGUGCUCAAUUCUGUCAGGUUUUACUCUGUCUUACAUGUGUCCAGGCCAUAUUCAGAAGCUUUUCACUCUGUGUAAGCAGCCAGUCCUUUGGAUUAAGUUUAUACAUUCCUAGCCUUGAAGACGGCAACCAUCAGCCAGUUGUCCUACCCAAAAGAAAUGCUUUUCAAAUGCCAUUUUACUUGCUAUUUCUAUCUUGUCACCUUCCUUCUGUACUUUGUUGUUCAUUUCCUUCCAUAUUAAAAUUAACCUUCCUGUUAUCAUUUUAGGGACCUGGACUUGCACAGACAUCGUAGUUUGCACUCAGCUUCUUCUAUUCUGUUUGUGCCUCAGUUCUCUUUUCUGCAAGCUUUGUCUUCACUACUUUCAUCCAGUGCAACGUCUCUCCUGUUCCCACUUCUGAAAGGAAAACAGGCAACAUGGGUGGUGGGGGAAUUAUUGUGGGUAUAUCAUUUGUACUUUUUCUCCAUCUUUCCAACAUAGACCAUAUAAUCUCCUGCUGUGAGCUGAGCCUCUGUAGUGCAUAGCACAUCCUAGACACAGCAAAAACAUAGUGAGAGCUACGCAUUUCCUGAGACACUUAGACCUGGCUCAUCCACAUCUCUUUAAAACUUGAGGUUCCCCACUUUUGGUGGUCUUUUUUGGUCUUCCUGAAUGGAGACAGAUGAUAGGAUUGAACUUUCCAAAUGGGAAAGUUUCACCUCGUUUCACCAGGUUUACAUAAAAGGCUGCUACUGUUCAGACUUCACUGCCAUGGACCUGAGCUGUCCAGUUUUCCAUAGUUGCUGCUUCCUAUAUUUCUAUACCGCCAUAAGACUCUGUCCCUUGCAUGUACCAGGAGGGAAUUUAAAAGAAAAUAAUAAAUUGUGGCUUUAACUGGGACAAGAUCUUAAAGGAAUAAGGGAAUCUUUUCUAAGGUCUUCAUUUCUGCCUCUCUGGUUUCAGCCUCAGUUUUCAAGAAGAAACAGCAUGGCAGUGUUUUGGGGAGACACAAGUGCAGAGAUUGUCCAUGUGUCUGUGUAUUGUAACCAUUGCAGAUAUCAAUAACAGACAGGCUGGUUUACAAUCAUCUUUUACACACCCAGAAGAUUUGUAUGAACUAUCUAAAAUCGCUUUAUUGUUUAAAUGGACACAGUAAAUAUUGUGAUAUCUUUUUAUUGGUCUAGCCAAUAUAUUACACAUUCUAUUUCGUAAGAGCCC
Cuculus canorus (common cuckoo) is the source of this 13005-nucleotide messenger RNA. It is a transcript of the gene HTR1E, whose product is annotated as 5-hydroxytryptamine receptor 1E. The record is from RefSeq and is a predicted model, not a curated record. Gene Ontology annotation, molecular function: neurotransmitter receptor activity; G protein-coupled serotonin receptor activity. Lineage: Eukaryota; Metazoa; Chordata; Aves; Cuculiformes; Cuculidae. Gene Ontology annotation, cellular component: dendrite; plasma membrane. The transcript is spliced from 2 exons. Gene Ontology annotation, biological process: G protein-coupled receptor signaling pathway, coupled to cyclic nucleotide second messenger; chemical synaptic transmission. Bases 7575 to 8669 code for a protein of 364 amino acids.